AUGUGUGCACAGUUUUCAUCUUUCGCUCUCUCAGUCCUCAAUUUGGCUCCAGUCCAUUCUUGUGCGCGAACUUCUUAUCAGAGAACAGAUCACUUCAUGUCCGAGAAUCCGGACGCUCCACAGAUAAAUCUACCUAAUGGCUAUCUAAUAUCUCGUCUAAGCCCCGACUUGGAAUUGGACCCGCUGGAAUCUGUUUGUUGCGUCUCUGCUUUUGAGUCGAACUUAUAUGUGGGCACAUCACACGGAAACCUACUUCACUACUUUCUUUUUGAAGAUGCCGACCAGCAUAUGCUUCUUCUGAAGCUCCCGGUGAAUGCAGAGGAGCAGAAACCUGUGGAAAAACUAUUGCUCCUCCCAGAUAUUCAGCUCUGCUUGGCUUUGGCCAACAGAGUAAUCCAUGCUUUCAGUUUACCUGAGCUUUCACCAUGCCACAUUGGGAAGGUUAAAGAUGUCAACGAAAUGUCCCGAUUGACCCAAGUAGACAACCCAAAGGUGAAAAAUAAGUACGACAAGAUCAUAGCCUACACGCCGUCGAAAAUCAGAGUGGUGCAAUUUCUUCCAGACAAAGUCAAGCUUCUCAGAGAUAUCAACUACUCCGGAGCAGUGAUGGGAUUUUCUUCUGCUGCGGGGACUCUGGCAAACUACAGUAACAUCUGCUUGGCAGCGAACGAGAAAAAUUACGAUGUGGUGGAUCUCCAGCAAACACGUCGAAUAUCGCUUUUCGACUACAACCCCGAAAACAUACAAAACAUCAAGCCGCAUAUUGUGCCGUUUGAAGCCAAGGAUAAACCCAAAAUCGAAGAAGAGUAUCUCCUUGCAAUUGCCUCCGAUGCUUCCACAUCUAUGGCGAUGUUCAUCAAUGCUUUCGGAGAUGUCACAAGAGGCACUCUUACGUGGGUCGGCGAAGGAAACCCGACAAAUGGGUUAGCUAUUGAGUGGCCCUACGUCAUUGGUCUUUUCAGUGGUGCGGAUGGAGACAAGCUAAAAUUGAAUUUCAGCUCCUUAAAAACUUUGGAAGUAGUCUUCAGUGAGUUUCUAGAUUUGGAAUCCUUCUUUGGUUUGGCACACAAUGAGACUUUGCAUCUUGCAGAACUUGAAUACGUGCUAGAUGUUGUGAAUAGGGAAGUUCUGGGCCUCUUAAGUCUUAACCUGCCCUCAGAUAACCAUGUUAUCCAAGAUAAAAAAUACUACUCCAGCUCCAGAUCGAUUUUCUUCAGCGAAAAAUCAGUUUUCUACUUGCAUCAGCUCGACAGCUUCCUACCCUUGUAUGAAAAAGUCAUGAGAACCGUAGAAGAGGCCGAAUCAGCCGAAGAUAUGAAUGACUUGCUCAAUGAGGUGGAGUCUUUCUCCCAUUAUAAAGACGUAUCACAAAAAACGUAUACGCUUUUGCUUCUUACAACAGGAAAGAUAGAAGAGCUCAAAGAGUAUAUUCUGGGCAUGAAAAACAACGAAACCGAUUUUGAUAUCAGAAUAUUACUUUUGGUGUACCCCGAAUUUCCGGAUGAUGACGAGUCAUGGGAAAGCUUCAAGAUUGAAAAGGCAAUUUUGGAAAUAACUAACAAAUUAGGAAAAUUUUCCCUCGAGGAUGACUUCAAAACUUGGUUGAUCGACACAGCUUAUUCCAAUAAGGAAAUGAGUCAAAAUUGGCAGUACUUCAGAUUUCUCAAGUACAAAGGAUGCGCUAAAGAUUCUGAGGUUGCGUCGCUCAUUGACCUGGAAAAAAGCGAGUGGGCAGGAGAUAAUAACGAAAAUGAGAAGUUGAUCACAUAUUAUAAAAAGGAGAACAGGCUCUUGUCACUUUUGCAUCUCUACAGGGCAGAACAAGAAGCAGGUAUCAAAGCGAACGAAAGAGCGAGGGAAAUAAUAGACGUGAUUCUACACCUACUUGCGGAAGAAGACCUCGCCACUAAGCUUGAUGAAAAUAAUCAAUCUGAAAGUGAAUUGAUUCGGCUUGCCUUCUUCCAGCUUAGGAACAAUAUUACAGACAGCGACGAGUACACAAAGAAGCUAUUGGAACUUUUGAAGCUCCGCCCUGAUGAGGGACUUGAACUAUUGAAAGAAAACAAAGGAGGAUCGCAUGAAUCCACGCAUCAUUUUAUCUUAAAGGAACUCUCCAAAACUCAUACUUUAGACCAUAAGUUUUCAUACCUCAAGAUUGAGUAUAUUGAACAGAGCUUUUUGGAAUGCAUCACCGAAAAGCUGGAAAUUGACUAUGAAAUUUUGGAUGAGCUCCUACAUGAACUAUUAAAUUACAUUGCGACAAGAGUAGAUUCUUUUCAACAGGAGUUGGAGGAUCUCAAGAUGACUAUUAGUCAAUUCAAACGAGAUGUUAAUUUGAGUGAUAGUGAAUGGCCAAAGCUCUCAUUGAUGGAGUAUUUCCAUAUACACAGCGGGAAGGGCGACUCCAAUGAGUUAUCGAAGGUAUAUUUGAAAGUAUACGAGUUGUUGGUGGUGAAGAGAUUGCACAAAAGUCCUCUUCCAAGUUUGGACAUGUUGGAUGACGAAGUAUUCUCGUAUUUAAAGAGAAGCUUUGGAUCAGAAAGCAGUGAAGAUUUAAUUUCUUAUCUAUUAGAAGAGCACCAUGACUGCUCCACAGCAGAGUGGUUUUGCAUCUACAACAUUAUGCCGCUACCGAGAAAAUUAAUUUAUACUGAGCAGAUCAGGGAAGAUUUAAUAAGGCAAUAUCACAAGUUGGAUACGCAACAAGUACGGGAAAAUUUGAAUACCAUCUUUCAAUAUUAUUUGCAUGUCGAGGAUUUUGCAGCUCGGUCCUCAUUAUUAGCACAUAUGGUGAAUCGCUUCGGGUAUGAGUAUUUUACCAUGGAAGAAGUUUUGCAGAUUCUCCCAGAAGACCUUCCACUUUCGUAUGUGAGGCAGUAUUUGGCACGGCAUGUUGUGGCCACAGAAAAGCAGAAAAACCAUUUCUCAAUGGUAAAAAUAUUGACGAAGCUGGAAGCAAAGUUCACGCACGAAGUGUGUCAAGACUUUGAGAAAACAUACAAUGCGUUCGUUGACGGUAAUGGGCAUAGUAAUUAA
Messenger RNA from Clavispora lusitaniae ATCC 42720, 3036 nucleotides. RefSeq names its product CORVET complex subunit. NCBI's taxonomy places the organism in Eukaryota, Fungi, Ascomycota, Pichiomycetes, Serinales, Metschnikowiaceae. The record is from RefSeq and is a predicted model, not a curated record. Gene Ontology annotation, biological process: endosomal vesicle fusion; vesicle-mediated transport; autophagy. Gene Ontology annotation, cellular component: fungal-type vacuole membrane; cytoplasm.